Gossypium raimondii (Peruvian cotton) is the source of this 1553-nucleotide messenger RNA. RefSeq lists its product as uncharacterized. Lineage: Eukaryota; Viridiplantae; Streptophyta; Magnoliopsida; Malvales; Malvaceae. Bases 308 to 1249 code for a protein of 313 amino acids. Gene Ontology annotation, molecular function: phosphoglycerate dehydrogenase activity. The record is from RefSeq and is a predicted model, not a curated record. The transcript has 3 exons.
GUUAAUUGUCAUGUGCCUGGUUAUUUUUGCUUCUUAAAAGGUUUUUUGUAAUUAAUUUUCUCUUUCAAGGAGAGGAAGAUAGUUAAAAACUGAAAUAAGGGCUUCAAUUAGAUCCUCUUGCUUGCUAUCAUUCCAAACUUGGAGAUAAGAGAAAGCUGACCCCUGGUUUGCUUAUCUGUAGGAUCCCCUGGGGAAGCUGCUGGUGGUGGUUUUUACAGGCAUUUCAAAUACCAUUUUCUAUGGUUCUUUGGCUGUUCUGAUUCUAAUUGAUGUUGGAGGGGUUCAGUGAGGAUUAAGCUCCUCAAUCAUGGAAGGUUUUUGUGAAACACCAGAAAAUGGUAAAGUAGCAGAUCCCGACCUUCGGAAUAUUCGGUACUUGCCAUUCCAACCCUGUACCGGAUUAUCAUUACUUUGGUUUGAUGUGAGAGUCUUCUAUGUUAGAGUCAGCAAUUUUCAGGUUGAUGAUUCAACCCCCGAGUUUCUGACUCUCAAUCAUAUCCCCUUAGACCCUGACACCCUUUUGGAAGUUAAUGGCAUUAGAAGCAGCAUAUACUCUGAUGGGGUCUCUAUACUCCUUAGAAGGGAUCGUGUAGAUAAGAGAUCGGAAGAAGUCACCUUUGUGAGCACAGAUAAUGUUAGGCUGACAGGAAGUGUGAAAUUUGAGGUGUUUGAUAAAAAGGAUCUCAUUCUCUCUGGUAUUUUGGAAAUGUCUAGUAGUAAUGGCUUCAUUGGGGAAUCGAAAAAUAACGUGAAACAAUGGAGUAUGAAUUGUGAAUCAAAUAUCACAUCUGGCAGCAGUUUCCUGAAGGGAAAGCUCAUUUCUUCUCCCAAAUUAUCACCACCAACCAUUGAGGUUUAUGUUGCGGGUUGCUUUUCUGGGAAACCAAUCAUCUUGACCAAAACAUUGCAACUUAAUUACCGGAAGAAGCAUAAUCGGAAGGGAACGUUAGAUGCAAUCCCGGAAUACGAGAGCACUGAAUGCCAGAAAGAUAUGUCACCUGAACUUGAUAUGCAGUUUUCAGAAUACAGAAACUACAAACCACCAAACGAAGAAGACUACAGUAAUAUUUUCUGGAGGAGGACAGAGUACAUGGAUGGCGAAGAUGGUGAGCUCUCAUGGUUCAAUGCAGGUGUAAGGGUUGGUGUAGGGAUCGGUCUUGGUGUUUGUCUUGGCGUCGGCAUAGGAGUUGGCUUGUUGGUUCGUACUUACCAAGCUACCACUCGAAGCUUCAAAAGGCGGCUUAUCUGAGUCCUUGCAUCUCAAUCGGUAUUACAGCCUGCUUUGUUGAGAUCCAAAAGCAUUAACGCCAUCUUGUAUACAAGGAUGCAUCAUUCAGUACAGAUUUUGACUGAGUAGUUCCCCGCGCUGCUUUGCAAUUAGUUUUUUAGAUAGUUUUAUUACUGCUAUUUGGAAGUAAAUGAUUGUUUAGGUAUUACAUGUUAAAGCCUGUAUGACUUGUAUUUCCCUGUAUAUAACUCUGCUUUUGAGGCAACUGGUGUGUCUUCUGUUUUCAUGGUAAAAAAAAAAAAAAGUAUACUUAGUUUUUGUACAA